Melanotaenia boesemani (Boeseman's rainbowfish) is the source of this 1947-nucleotide messenger RNA. Its product is annotated as sphingosine kinase 1-like. NCBI's taxonomy places the organism in Eukaryota, Metazoa, Chordata, Actinopteri, Atheriniformes, Melanotaeniidae. The transcript is spliced from 5 exons. Gene Ontology annotation, cellular component: cytoplasm; intracellular membrane-bounded organelle; membrane. The record is from RefSeq and is a predicted model, not a curated record. Bases 89 to 1750 code for a protein of 553 amino acids. Gene Ontology annotation, biological process: sphingosine biosynthetic process; cellular response to growth factor stimulus; negative regulation of apoptotic process.
UUUGGUCGCAUCAUUCCAGGAAGCUAGCUAUGUGACAAUCUGGCUGCAGCUGUAUCCCGGACCCCAUCCCCAUCCCGGUCUACCCAGGAUGGAUCAGAGGACAGCUGAAGCGGACCUCAUAACCGACAGCAACCCUGUCACGUUACAUGGGGAAUUUACGCUUACUAAUAAUCAAAAAGUCAGGUACUCAGUAAACCUGACUGAAAAGGACCUCAUUGUCCAGAGGUUCGCGUCGGCACCUAUCGGUCGGAAGGUGGUCCUGAGUCUGAGGGACUGUGUGGGCUGCCGGGCUUACCGGGAGGAUGACAACGCGGACCCCGCGGCGUACUUUGCGGCGUACUUCUACCCGCUCAAACGUCGCUGGAUGAGUUCCGGGGUCUCGCGGCAGAGAGUGGAGCAGUGCUUUCGUCUCGCCGCGCUCCAGGACCCGUGCGCUAAUCUGGAGGAGGCAGAGAAGUGGGCUCGCGCUGUCCGAGAACGCUCUGCCCGGCAACAGCACCUUGGAGACGGCGUGCUGCAGAGUAAGUUGUCCCGUCCAUGCCGGAUGAUGCUGCUGGUGAACCCGCAGAGUGGGAAAGGACAGGCGCUCACCCUCUACAACAGCCACAUCCAGCGAAUGCUCAAUGAAGCUGGCAUCAUACACACUCUGAUUAUCACCGAGCGGCAGAAUCACGCCCGGGAGCUGGUGAGAGAGGCUGACCUGUCGCAGUGGGACGCUUUAGUCAUCAUGUCAGGAGAUGGACUUCUGUACGAGGUGAUAAAUGGUCUGCUGGAGAGAUCGGACUGGGAGGAGGCCAUCCGAACGCCGCUGGGCAUCCUUCCUGGUGGAUCGGGCAACGCCUUGGCUGCGUCCAUACAUUACUACUCCGGAGCGUCUCCGGCGUUUGGCGAGGAGCUCCUGGUCAGCUGUGGUUUCCUGCUUUGUAAAGGCCUGGUGUCCCAGAUGGACUUGAUCUCCAUCCACCUCUCCUCCAGCCCUCGGCUCUUCUCCUUCCUCUCUCUGGCCUGGGGCUUUGUGGCAGACGUUGACAUAGAAAGCGAGAAGUAUCGUCAUGUGGGAGCUGCUCGCUUCACCGUUGGCACGCUGGUGAGGCUGGCAUCUCUUCGCAUCUACAAGGGUAAGCUGGCUUACCUGCCCAUUUCCAAGGACCACAGCAAUAAGGAAGGUUUGCAAAAUGGUAUGACAGUGUGCUGCAACAGUCAAAGGUCCUCCCUGAGUCCAGUCUCCACCCUUUCCAAAGACUCUUCCUGCCACAACACCUUCCACAACUCCUGCCACUCCAACAACUCCCUCAAAGUGAGGAGGACGGUGAGCACGCCUUCUCGAAGUGCCAUCAAAUCUCUUCCCGGUCCAGCCGACUCCCUGCUGUCGCCUCUGAGUGAGCCGGUGCCAGGCAACUGGGUAGUUGUGCAGGAGGAAGAAUUUGUCCUCAUGCUGGCCAUGUAUCAGUCCCACCUGGCAGAAGACCUCCUGGCGGCACCGGACGCCAGCUUGGAUGACGGUGUCAUUCAUCUUUUCUACGUUAAAGCUGGAAUAUCUCGUACCGCGCUGCUCAGGCUGUUCCUAGCUAUGGAGAAGGGUGCACAUCUGGCCACUAACUGCCAACAUCUGGUGCACACUAAGGUUCGUGCACUCAGACUGGAGCCACAUUCACCCAAAGGGAUGAUAACGGUAGAUGGAGAGGUGGUAGAAUACGGGCCGGUGCAGGCAGAGGUGCAUAAAGGCCUGUCGAGGCUGAUCAGUGGAUGAAAUUUUCAGAAACAGCUGUUAGCUCCCAUCGCUGCUGCUUGAAGCUGAAAGUCACGGAGCAGAGCAGCAAAUGGACGACUUCUACUCUCAUAUAAUAGUAUUUUUCAUCUGACGAAGCUGUGAUGAUGGAUAUAGCAACAACAAGAGCCAGGGUGUUCAGUAUUAGACAAAUAAAUGUAAGGUAUCAUUAAAUGCAA